This is a messenger RNA of Thalassophryne amazonica, 1215 nucleotides long. Its product is annotated as proteasome subunit alpha type-6-like. The transcript is spliced from 7 exons. NCBI's taxonomy places the organism in Eukaryota, Metazoa, Chordata, Actinopteri, Batrachoidiformes, Batrachoididae. The record is from RefSeq and is a predicted model, not a curated record. Gene Ontology annotation, cellular component: proteasome core complex, alpha-subunit complex; proteasome core complex; cytosol. Bases 20 to 832 code for a protein of 270 amino acids. Gene Ontology annotation, biological process: ubiquitin-dependent protein catabolic process.
GCAGUGCUUGAAAAAAAGAAUGCUAUUUCCUAACAGCCAAGAGAACAGAGUUAUCUUUCAGAAUAACCGACAAGCCAACUUCAGGAGGAAAAUGUCUCGCGGUUCCAACGCCGGUUUCGACCGACACAUCACCAUUUUUUCACCGGACGGACGCUUGUACCAAGUUGAAUAUGCCUUCAAAGCCAUCUCCCAGAGCGGUCUGACUACAGUGGGCAUUCGGGGGACAGACAGCGUUGUGGUGGUCACACAAAAGAAAGUACCUGACAAGCUGCUGGAUCCUUCGACGGUGACCAACAUGUUUAAUCUCACCCCUCGCAUUGGCUGUGUGAUGACUGGACACAGUGCGGACAGUCGUUCCCAAGUUCACCGGGCACGAGUCGAAGCGGGAGAAUGGAAAUAUAAGUUUGGCUAUGACAUCACAGCUGAUGUGUUGUGUCGCAGGAUGGCUGAUAUCUCCCAGGUCUACACGCAAAACGCUGAAAUGAGGCCUCUCGGCUGCUGUAUGGUCCUCGUGGCUGUUGACCCCCAAGAGGGUCCCGUCUUGUAUAAAUGUGACCCGGCUGGCUACUACUGCGGCUUCAGAGCUACCGCGGUCGGACCCAAACAGAUAGAGGCCAACAGCUACCUGGAGAAGAAACUGAAGAAAAAGCUGAGCCUUUCCCACAACAAAAUAGUGCAGAUUGCUAUCUCCUGUCUGUCGUCCGUCUUGUCCUUGGACUUUAAAGCCAGUGAGCUGGAGGUGGGCGUGGUCACCAAAGAAAGGCCUAAAUUCAGGACGCUAUCAGAGGCGGAGAUAGAAGAGCACUUGAUUGCCAUUGCAGAACGGGAGUAGCUGUGCUUGUUUAUAAUGUUUCAGUGUACUCGGUUUGUUAAGUCAGCACUUCGGACAGUCUGACGAGCAGAAGCUCAUUGAUUCAGCCAGUCUGUCCAGGUUCAGUGUUACACCAGACAUUUCCAGUUGACCUUUUCCAGUGUGGUGACAUGACAUCACAAUAAGAAUAGAGUACAACAACUUACAUGUCCCCUGAUGUCCUGAACCAGUACAUGGAACCAAUUAAUUCAAUAUUUGCAUCACACACAUUUAGAUAUGGCCAACUGUUCUGCAGGACUCAAUGUGGUACAUCAUAUUUAAUAUUUUCAUGUUUGGAACACCAACUUUGUUGUAAUUUCCACACUGACUCAACAAUUAUAAUAAAACAGAGGAGAGGAUGGGAA